GCUGUUUAUCACAACAUGAGCGCGUGAGGCUCGUGCUGUAGGCGUCAUGGACGAUAAAUAUCACCGGGCGGCGCGCGACGGGCGCCUGGACCUGCUGAGAGAGGCCACGCGCAGGGAGCUGAACAGCCCUGACGAGGACGGCAUGACCCCCACACUGUGGGCAGCCAACCACGGACACCUGGACGCGGUCAGGCUGGUGCUGGGACGGGGCGGGGAUCCGGAUAAGUGUGAUAUCUGGGGAAACACUCCUCUGCACUUGGCUGCAGCCAAUGGCCAUCUGAACUGUCUGUCCUUCAUGGUGUCGUUCGGUGCCAACAUCUGGUGUCUGGACAACGACUACCACACGCCUCUGGACAUGGCGGCCAUGAAAGGCCACAUGGACUGCGUGCGCUAUCUGGACUCCAUCGCCGCCAAGCAGAUCACCCUCAGCCCGAAGGUGGUGAGCAAACUGAAGGACCGUGCCUUCCAUAACGCGGAGCGUCGCAUUAAAGAGUGCGCCAGACUGCAGCAUAAACACCACCAGCGCAUGGAGAAGCGCUUUCUGAGAGAAGCAGCGGCCUCUGAGAUGUCUGACACCAUCAGUCUGUCCAGCUACGGCAGCACCCUGAGCCGAAAGAUACCGCAAUUCAGCACCAUCAACUCCAGCAUCACCUACACACAGGGGCUGCACUCCACGGCCAAAGGCAGGACAAAGAUCCAGAAGCGCCUGGAGAAGAAAAAGCAGAGCGAUGGCACCUUCAAGAUUUCCGAGGAUGGCCGAAAAAGUGUCCGUUCGCUGUCCGGUCUGCAGUUAGGCAAUGAUGUAAUGUUCCUGAAGCAGGGGACAUACACCAGCCCUGGCCAGCGCAUCCCUAACCGCCUCCAUGUCCGCAACAUGUUCUUCCACAGCCCGUUAGCUGAUUAUGACAGUGAUGCAGACACAGUUUCACGAGUGCUGAGUGAUCCAGGGCUGUACGAGGCUGCAUAUUCUGAGAUCAGCGAGGACUCCGGGAGAGACUCUUUGUUCUCCCGACCAGGCCUGGGAACGCUCGUAUUCCGGCGGAAUUAUGGCAGCGAGGGUUUGCUGGGGCUCAGUCGAGAUGAUUCGUACAGUGUGGCGGGAAGCGAACCGGUGGGACGGGUGCCAAACGUUCACUUACGAGGCCGACUGCCACUCAGAUCUCCCAGUCUAGAUCAGGAGAGCAUCGUCAGCAUAGCAAGCCUACAGGACAGGAAUCUACAGGAAUUGCCAUGGGAAGAAGGUGAUCUUGGUGUGGAGGAGGAUGAUGAAGAGCUGCAGCCCUCCUCAGCUCCUCUGGAGGUGUUCCUGGCCUCUCAGGGCCUCAGCGAGUUCCUCUCUAUUUUCCUGAGUGAGCAGAUGGACCUGGAGGCUCUGCUGAUGUGCUCUGAACCUGACCUGACCAGCAUUCACAUCCCCCUUGGCCCCCGUAAGAAGCUGCUGGACGCCUGCAGCUGCCGCAACCACACGCUGCAGAGAACCAGGGCCAUAUGUGACACCGAUCUAUGAAAUGUGGAUUCAGUGUGGGUGCAAAAUUGUGACUGUGUGAUGUCACGGUGCAAAAAAGUGGCUGUGUUUUAACACUGAAAACAGUGUUGGUCAGCUUUUCUUUGUGAGCGAGGCAGUGACCAUGUUUUAUAUGUGACUAAGUUAUUGAAGCCACUCCAGAGCUGCUUUAUACCCGAGUGCAUGCUAAACUCAACUGUGUCAGUCUUAUCAGCCGGUGCUGUUUUAGUAUGUUAUAGUUUGUGCUCCAGACAGACGGCUCGCCGCGCUGCUCUCAUCUACAGGGUGAGUCCAAAGUCACAGAACAACGUUUUAUUUUUCCAAUGGGAAGGUGGUCAGAUAGCAGAUCAAAGAAGACCAAAAUUGUCUCAGAAAUCGAUCGCCGCAGUCAGAUUUGCAAUAUCUCUUGUGGUUCAAAAGUUAUCAACACAGAAAGUUGCAACAACUGGGAACAUUGCCUGUGAUGCACAGCUAUAUGAUGUGUUCGAUGUGCUGACCCUGGUGCUGAACACAGAGCUGAAGGCGCAGAAUCCAAUCAUUAUGAACCCGCAUGAGAAUCUCU
Pygocentrus nattereri (red-bellied piranha) is the source of this 2066-nucleotide messenger RNA. RefSeq names its product Usher syndrome type-1G protein homolog. The record is from RefSeq and is a predicted model, not a curated record. The transcript has 4 exons. The coding region runs from base 47 to 1507 and encodes 486 amino acids. Gene Ontology annotation, molecular function: protein binding. Lineage: Eukaryota; Metazoa; Chordata; Actinopteri; Characiformes; Serrasalmidae.